UCCUUUGAUCUAGUGAUCACUUCUCCCUCACAAAAAAAUGUUAGAAUGCCAAUUUCUUCACAGGAAAAUGCUUCCCAAUAAACUCAUCAGCGUCACCCUUUUCUUCUUUGCUUCAUCUCUCUUCAUUUCUUCUACCUUUUCAGCUGUUCUAUCACCAAUUACCAAAGACCAUGCAACUCGUCUAUACUCGCUCUCAGUUUACCUCAAAACCCCUCCAAACCUCACAAAUCUCCUUCUUGAUUUGGGCGCUUCUUUCAGUUGGGUUGAUUGUUCCAAUAAUAACUACAUUUCGUCUACUUACCGAAUCCUCUCCUGUGAUUCCCCUUUGUGUUCUGCUCUUGGCUCACGCGCUUGUGCUAAGUGUUUUCACUCUCCUAGCCCUGAUUGUUCUAAUAAUCCCUGUACUCUUUCUCCUUUAAAUUCUGUUACACACAAAUCGUCGACCGGAAAGGCUAUUGUUGACUCGCUUGCGUUGCCGGUCACUGACGGCCGGAAUCCGGGUCAGCUCAGGAGUUUUUCUGAGUUCCUGUUAUCUUGCUCUAAGUCGGCUUUGUUGAAAGGCCUUACGAAAGGUGUAGCCGGUUUGGCCGGUUUAGGCCGGUCCAGAUUCUCACUCACCGCACAGGUUAGCACUGCCUUUUCGUCUGAACGCACAUUUGCUCUCUGUCUAUCCGGUUCACCUUCAGCUCCUGGAGUGGCUUUUUUCGGUUCACCUGGACCGUAUUACUUCCUGCCCGAAAUUGACCUCUCAAAAACCCUCCGGUUCACUCCACUUCUCUUGAACGCAUUUCAGAGUGACUAUUUCAUUAGUUUGACUUCCAUAAAAGUCAACGGUGUCACCGUGCAACUGAACCGAAAGAUUCUAGCCGUUGAUGAACAUGGUUUCGGUGGGACCAAGCUGAGCACCGUAACUCCAUACACCUUACUACACAGUAGCAUCUACAAAGCAUUCACCGAGACAUUUGUAGAUCAAUCAACUAAGCUCAACCUCACAGUAACAAAUCCUGUGGAACCAUUUAAGGUUUGUUAUAAUGCAGAUGAGGUAAUGGAGACUAGGGUGGGACCAGCCGUGCCGACCGUGGAUCUCGUGAUGCACGGUGAUGAUGUGUUUUGGAGAAUAUUCGGAUCAAAUUCAAUGGUUAGGAUAUUUCGAGAUGGUGUUGAUGUGUGGUGUUUAGGAUUUUUGGAUGGUGGGGUUAAGAGUAAGACAUCUAUUAUAAUUGGGGGACAUCAAAUGGAGGACAAUCUAUUGCAAUUUGAUUUGAGACAACAGAGAUUAGGGUUUAGUUCAUCAGUUUUGGCAUACAACACCACAUGUUCCAAUUUCAACUUUACCACUGCUAGUAACUUGAGUUGAAAUUAACCUAAAGCAAGACACUAUACCCUGGUUUUGUUUUUAAUUAUAUAGUUUGAAUGUACUUACGAAUAUUGUAAGGUAUGCAGUCUUUGUUACUAUUAA
Molecule: messenger RNA, 1459 nt
Organism: Nicotiana attenuata
Lineage: Eukaryota; Viridiplantae; Streptophyta; Magnoliopsida; Solanales; Solanaceae
Product: basic 7S globulin-like
Exons: 2
Coding region: 38-1357 (439 amino acids)
Biological process (GO): proteolysis
Molecular function (GO): aspartic-type endopeptidase activity
Source: RefSeq, a predicted model, not a curated record